Molecule: messenger RNA, 2130 nt
Organism: Echinostoma caproni
Lineage: Eukaryota; Metazoa; Platyhelminthes; Trematoda; Plagiorchiida; Echinostomatidae
Source: the annotation of a GenBank genome assembly
AUGAAUAUCAACAUUUUUAAAUCCGAACCUGAUUGCGUCGAUCCUUCUUUGAACGAGGACAGCGGUUUGGCAGCUGCUUAUGACCUCGUUUUGGAACAUGGUGAUAGUUUUGAUGACCUGACACCGGAGUCUCGAACAGGUACGUGUUUGAAAUUGGCUUUUGUUUGUUUGCACUACUACAUUAUUGGUGAACAUGAUCAUGGAACGUUUGAUCAGCAUCCACAGUGGACGUCCGCGGACAGUGAGACAGUGCGCAACUGCUGGACACCGAUCGUGGCCGCUUCUGCUCCAAUAGACAACUCGCAGUUGUCCCUUUCGGUCAAUGUGAAUGUUCCGUCCAACAGAGUAGUAGCCAAGCCGAACUCCGAGCGUCCCAAACAAUCCUAUGGGGUUCCGGGUCGGCAUCCCAACCGAAAAACUGGUACCACAAACUGCGAAUCCAGAGUUCGUCGCCUGGCCGUAACCCAAUCCCCGACUGUCACACAGCACCACACUGCACCGUUAGUCCCGGCUGCGUCGACCAACGGGGUUACACCUGACCCGUCGAUCAACGGUGCGACACCUGGUCCCUCGACCUUUUCCCCAGCUCUGUGUGUGAUCUGUGGGGACACGGCCAGUGGAAGACAUUACGGUGUUAUCUCUUGCGAGGGUUGUAAAGGGUUUUUCAAACGAUCCGUGCGCAAACAGUUGCAGUUCACCUGUCGCGGUUCCGGUCACUGCCCGGUCGAUCGGAGCAAACGUACGCGCUGUCAGCAUUGUCGAUUGGAACAGUGCUUGUCCAAGGGAAUGAGACGUGAAGCUGUCCAGGAAGAACGCCACCGAUAUUUUCAAAAAGAGACCAAAGGUCGUUCUCAGCAACUAAAAGUUGAGCAUUCCAUCACUGUGUCUGUAGAUGGUCAUUCUACCAAAACGAAUGGACACACAUUGAGUCUUGUUGAGCAUGGCAAAUCCACUGUGAUCUGUUCGCCUCAGUCAUCCGAUCCCACUCCAGUAAUCGAGCGACAAUCAGGCAGAAAACAUCGCUCGAAUCGAGCCACGACAUCGACGACAUCUGUGAUUUGUUCCCCCACUGAACCUGCAGCGUCAACAAUCGUCCCUCCACCACUCAGUUUGACCAGUCUGUUAACGGCCGAGUUGAGCACGGAUGCCGAACUGCCCACAACAGCGACAGGUGAACGGGUCUAUGUGGAUAUCGGAGAGGAUGGGCUGGAUCCAUUGGUGGUAGUCUGUCACUCGGUCGAGGAGCAACUGACACGGCUCGUGUGUUGGGCUCGCCAGUUACCUGUCUUCUCACAGCCUUAUUUUUCUAAGGACGAUCAGCUGUGGCUUCUAAGAGCAGUCGNACAUGGGCUCGGUCCUCUGAUGGAUCGAUUUCUAUUGGAACUGGUGUCUCGAUUUCGUGAGAUGAACCUAGAACGAAUUGAGUUAGCUCUGUUACGAGCUAUUAUUCUGUUCAAUCCAGAUGCGAACAAUGUUUCGGCCCGUCCGCAUGUGGAAUCUGUUCGAGAAAGCCUGUAUGCAGGAUUGCAUUCGUACUGUACAACCACACAUCCGAACGACACCUCGCGAUUCACCAAACUCCUUCUUCGUUUGCCUCCGCUCCGAUCGAUCGCUCAGAAGUGUUUGGAACACUUGGUGUUUGUGAAACUGGCCGCCGAAGAUCCGUCCGCUCGACGUUUGAUAAACUUGGUGGAGCACGGCGUUUGGCCCAAUGAUAAUGGAGUUUUCUGUACCGAACAACAACAACAGCAACAUCACCAUCACCACGACCAACAACACCGACAUCAACAGCCGACAACAGGUGCACCACAUAAGCAACCGGCUGAACCAUCUACUUCUGCUGGUCCAAGUGAUUCGAGCACUUUCCCCCGAUGCGCUUGGCCUUCUCAGGGAAUUCGCAAUCAUCCGGUCCCGGGCACACUUCUGCCUCAUGUGACCACCGUAACUCAUCAUUCCUCUCCCCGGGACCCGUUGUGCCUCGGCGUGAACAAUGAUCGGUCAUCCCAGAUCAGCUCAAGAACGUUUGUCCCGAGCACUCACGGACGAGACAGUAGCAACGGAAACAGCACCAUUAAGCCUGAGGUGGAUGUACUAUCCCAACUAGCCCCAAAUAUCUACGGAAUGGAAUAA